GAAAAACAUAUACACAAUUCAUUAUCAAACAAAUAAUUUGUCAUUCGAAAAUAAAGUUUUUCCAAUUUGAUAUUAAAUUAGUUUUGUGCGUCUUGAUUUUUUAACGAGAUGACUUCAAUGUUCGACCAGUAUGAUACAGCACAAAAAAGAGAGCAAGUGCCUGUUAGUCAAAUGGUAAAUGCGACACCAACCAGUUCGGGUUUUGUUAGUCUUCGAACAAAAGAAGAAACACCCAUUUUUUCAAAGCGAAAAUUACCCAUCAAUCUUCCGCAUGACAUUCUAUUCACACGAGUUUGCAACAAUUGGCUGGUCGUUUUGAUGUCGCACAAUGUUCUUUUGCGAUUGUAUUUACAACAAACAGAUCGACAGGAUGAGGUUUUUCUUGAGAAGCAUUUGACCGGCUUACGUGUGUCGAAUAUUUUCCUGGAUCCAACUGGAAAUCAUUUGCUCAUCGCUUUGGCUACAAAAUGUCCGGGUUUUGUGCCCGAGCUCUUAUAUCUACAUCGUAAAAGUAAUAAACCAAAGAAAAUCGAAAAGUUUCGUGAUCACGAAAUUACGGCCGUUGCUUUUAAUCACAAUAAUCAAUCGGAAGCAUCAACCGGUUCGAUAUUGAUUGGCACCAGCAAAGGAAUGAUUUUUGAAACGGAAUUCGGUAUCGAAGGUGAAAAGAUGUUUCAAAGCAAUUGGAAACAAAUACCAAAUUAUCUACCAAUUUAUGGAAAUCAUGAAAUCGAUGGUUUGGUUUUUGACAUUGGAAAAGGUGAACACUGUCCAAUAACCGGGAUCGAAUUUUAUAAAGUGCCCAAUACAAGCAGAUACAUUGUUUUAGCAUCUACCCUUAAUCGACUUUAUAAGUUUCAUGAAAAUCUUCGGGUUGAUGAGAAACCACCAUAUUUACAGCAUAUUUUUCAAUCGUACUUGAAUGUGCCUGAAGAUAUAAAAGACUUUCAUCAAAUCAAUAACAAAUUGAAAUAUUCAAAACUUCGUGUUAACUACGAUAAAACGGCAAAAUUUCCGAAAAGUUUCGGUUGGUUAACCGACAUUGGAAUAUACACAGGCGAGAUCGACCAACAAGCCGAAUCACCGCAGUUUAUUUUAACCAAUGAAGUGAUUCCGUACCCCGAAACUCCAGCUGAAGAGUCUAUUGAAGUGCAUAGUUCAUCGUAUACAUCGACGACCAAAAAGCAGGUGUAUCCCAUUUCGUUUAUUCAAACGGAUUUCCAUGUGCUAUUAUUGUAUUCAGAUCACGUCACCGCUGUGUCAUUGUUAAACUAUCAAAUCGUCUACGAAGAAUAUUUUGCCGAACAACUUGGUAAAUUUGUUGACGUAACCAGAGACAUAACAUCGAAUGCGAUUUUCGCGAGCACCGGUCGGAACAUAUUUCGAUUCAAGGUAACAAAUGAGCAUCGUCACGUGUGGAUUUUGUAUUUGGAAAAGAAUGAAUUCGAAAUGGCAAAAUUGUAUUGUCAUGACAAUGCCGCCCAAUUGGAUAUGGUGCUUGUGAAACAGGCCGAAUUGAAAUUCAGUCAAAAAGAUUAUAUGGCCAGUGCACGAAUUUACUCGGAAACUCAGACUAGUUUUGAGGAUGUUUGUUUGAAAUUCAUGGAGAUAAAUGAGUACGAGGCAUUGCUUGUUUUCCUGAAAAAUCGCCUGGACAAAUUAGAUGUACAGGAUAAGACACAGAUCUCGAUGCUUGUGGUAUGGAUAGUUGAAUUGUAUUUAACACAAAUGGCACGGUGUUCGGUCAUCGAACAACAGGCAAAAAUACGGAAAUAUCAAAUGGAAUUUGAUGCUUUUAUGAAAACAGCCAAAGUCGUCGAAUGCGUUAGAAAUAAUCGCACUGUCAUUUACGACUUAAUGGCUUCUCAUGGCGAUAAUUUCAAUUUGAACACAUUGACCGCGGUGAACAAAGAUUUCGAAUCGGUUUUGGAUCAAUAUAUCAAUCAAGGAAAGUUCAAGGAUGCCGUCUCCGUUUUAAAUCGACAGACCAAACCCGAAUUAUUUUACAAGUACUGUCCAAUGUUGAUGGAGGAAAUUCCGAGAGAAACCAUUGACGUUAUCAUUGGUCAGGGGAGACGACUAAAUCCAAUCGAACUACUGCCGACCCUUAUUUGUCAAGAUACCGAAUCACAGCGCAACGAAACCAUUCGAUAUCUGGAUUUUUGUACAGUGUCAUUGGGUUGCACCGAUCAAGCGAUUCACAAUUUUUUGGUGAAACUUUAUACUCAACAUAAAAGUGGAAAACUUAUGACUUAUUUUGAAUUGCAAGGAAAGGAUAUUUCAUUGGUACACUAUGACGUUCAUUAUGCACUAAGAGUUUGUGCUGAACAUAAUGCAAUUCGAGCGUGUGUAUUUCUGCAGUGUUUGCUUGAAUUAUGGCAUCCAGCGGUCGAAUUGGCCUUGACAUUCGACACAAAGUUGGCACAACAAACUGCUUCGCAGCCUAGUGACCGUGAACUUCAGCGUAAACUCUGGUUGCUCAUCGCUGAACAUGAAAUCAAAGGAAAAAAUGAUGUCAAACAAGCACUUGAUUUACUCAAAGAAUGUGAUUUACUACGAAUUGAAGAUUUGCUACCAUUUUUCGAUGAUUUUCAAAAAAUCGAUCAUUUUAAAGAAGUCAUUUGCGAUGCACUCAAGGAAUACAAUGCAAAAAUCCAAGAGCAACGCAUCGACAUGGAAGAAUCGGCCAAAUCGGCCGAACGUGUACGAAAUGAAUUGCAAACAUUCCGAAAUCGUUCGAUUGUUAUCGAUGGACAAGAGUUGUGCGCCAUUUGUUCGGGAUAUUUACAGGUGAAACCGUUUUUCAUAUUCCCAUGUGGUCACAAAUUUCAUCACGACUGUUUGGAGCAUCAAAUUAUGGAGCAUUUGAGCAACGAUAACAUUUUCCGUUUGUCAAAGUUAAAACAACAAUUGCAAACAUUGAGUUUGAACAUUCCAGUGACAGGUCAAGCAGACGCCAAUCCCUCACAACGUGAUAACAUUAAAAACGAAAUCGAAACCAUUUUGGCGGCUGAAUGUUUCUUCUGCGGGGAACACAUGAUCAAUCAAAUUGACAAACCUUUUAUCGAAGACUGGGAUCGCGUGAAUCUCGACUGGCAAUAAACCCAUGGAAAUAAAUUCAAAACAGAACAAAAUCCAAAAAUAUGCGUUUUUAACGCUCUUUGUAUUACCCUAUGCAUAAAAAUAAAAAAAUAAAAAAACCAUUAAUCAAAAUAAUAGCUCU
This is a messenger RNA of Contarinia nasturtii (swede midge), 3223 nucleotides long. RefSeq names its product vacuolar protein sorting-associated protein 18 homolog (gene dor). Gene Ontology annotation, biological process: lysosome organization; intracellular protein transport; endosome to lysosome transport. The record is from RefSeq and is a predicted model, not a curated record. Gene Ontology annotation, cellular component: HOPS complex; endosome. Gene Ontology annotation, molecular function: protein-macromolecule adaptor activity. The transcript has 10 exons. The coding region runs from base 109 to 3102 and encodes 997 amino acids. Lineage: Eukaryota; Metazoa; Arthropoda; Insecta; Diptera; Cecidomyiidae.